This is a messenger RNA of Planococcus citri (citrus mealybug), 1415 nucleotides long. RefSeq names its product DNA polymerase delta interacting protein 2 (gene POLDIP2). The record is from RefSeq and is a predicted model, not a curated record. Gene Ontology annotation, biological process: error-free translesion synthesis. NCBI's taxonomy places the organism in Eukaryota, Metazoa, Arthropoda, Insecta, Hemiptera, Pseudococcidae. Gene Ontology annotation, cellular component: nucleus; mitochondrial nucleoid. The coding region runs from base 130 to 1125 and encodes 331 amino acids. Gene Ontology annotation, molecular function: DNA binding. The transcript is spliced from 7 exons.
GUAUUGUGAUAAGAGUUCGCUUUUAUAGUUUUAUGAAGUUCAACUUUCAAAACUACGCAAAAUAUUGAAAAUAAACCACGAGGAAAAGUUAUGAAAGUUUGUUUUAUUGUGCUUCAGUUUUCAUAAAAUAUGUCAGUUCUAAUUCGUAAAGGUUUGCAAGUUCACGAUUUCUGUAAAUUAACCCUGAAUGUGGUGAAGAUUACUCAAGUCAAUUACACAAAGCUUGCUGAAGUUGGUCGGUUAGAUACUCCGAAGCUCCAAGGAAAGUAUGACACCGGUCAAUUAUUUCUUCAUCGAGUAUUUGGAUACAGAGGAGUGAUUUUAUUUCCAUGGCUUGCUCGUGUUUACGACAGAGAUAUACCAAAUAAAAUAAGCAGUGAUGAAGAUACCGUCGUAAAGGAAGUCAAAGGGAAAAUUCAUACGUUUUAUCAAGGCUUGAUCGAUUCGAGGGAUUGUCCGUUUAUUAGAGCCCAAACCGAAGCAGUCACAUUUUUAGGAACUCAAGACAGUAAUCGCAGUUUGUAUGCUAUACCUGGAUUAGAUUAUGUAGCGCAUGAAGAUAUUUUACCUUAUACUACCACCGAAAAACACCCAUUACAGCAUGAAUUAUUCGAUAAAUUUUUAAUGUAUUAUCCAGAAAAAGAUCCACCAUUUGGCGCUCAGGAAACUCUCAGAGCAUGGCAAAAGAAAAACCAUCCUUGGUUAGAAUUAUCAGACGUACACAAGGAGACUACUGAAAAUGUUCGAAUUACCGUCAUACCAUUUUACAUGGGUUGUCGCGAGUCUCAAAACUCAUCUACAUAUUGGUGGCGAUAUUGCAUCCGUUUGGAAAACUUAGGAGAUCUAGCGGUACAGCUUAGAGAAAGGCAUUGGCGUAUAUUCAGCCUUUCCGGUACCUUGGAAACAGUACGAGGUCGAGGAGUCGUCGGUCAGGAACCAGUUUUAUCGAAAACUCUGCCAGCAUUUCAAUACAGUAGUCAUGUCAGUUUACAAGCACCGAGUGGGCAUAUGUGGGGAACCUUUAGAAUGGAGAGGGAAGAUGGAUACACAUUUGACUGCAGAAUUCCUCCGUUUUCGUUGGAGAGUAAAACCGACGACAGUUCCCAACCUCCUACCGUGAAGUAGGUCUGGUAAAGAAAUUAAGUUGAAAAAAGGAUGCAAUAUUGAUUUUUCUCGCGAGUUUGCCCAGUAUGAUGUUAUAUGUAUAUUAGAACUUUUAAUUAAACUUACUUAGGUAUCCUUAAGAAAGUUUCAUUUAAGAGUUAAUUCUUAACGAACGUUGUUAUGCGCGAUGUAUUCUAUAAAUGUAUGAGAUUUUUUUACGCUACAUAUUGAAGUUUUUUUCUUUUUUAUAAAAUGUAUCUCAUUAAGUUAGAAGCAUUCAUGUGAUUUUUUAUUAUAAUUUUCUUUCUCUC